Molecule: messenger RNA, 2100 nt
Organism: Macroventuria anomochaeta
Lineage: Eukaryota; Fungi; Ascomycota; Dothideomycetes; Pleosporales; Didymellaceae
Exons: 2
Coding region: 449-1708 (419 amino acids)
Source: RefSeq, a predicted model, not a curated record
GUUUUCUCAGCCCUACCGUCAGCCUUACCGGCAAUACACAGCAUACAAAAUGGAUCCAGAUCUUCAGUGCAGCACAUGUCAAGCGUUAUAGGAGGCGCUCUAGGCUACAGAUACUCGAAGAAUAUUACGAUGUACGUUUGAAAGGUGCUCUUUCCUUCCUCUGGCUCACACUGCACCUACCACACACAUGGAGACGAAAGCACACGCACCCCAAGUGCCCUUGGACACUCAUGAGUUCCCUUGCCCAUCAAUCCGUCACCCAGUCUGGAAACCUCGGGGUGAAUGAGUGACAUGUCUGAGGAUGGCCUUUCAGCGCUCUGGACACUGUAGCCUUUCACCAUGCACCCACCGUUCUGAGCCCUGAUUGUUGUGAAUAACUGCUAAAUGGUGCCUUUCUCACCAGUGAUCACACAAACGACUGCAAUUCGACAUUCCAGAGUGAUACAAUAUGGGCGCUGAGACCAGGGCCAUGAAGCGGAAGUGCUCGCUGGAUGAUCCUUCCGCUGUGGCCUCCCGAAAGAAAGCGCCAACGGCAGUUACAACGAAUGCAGUGAAGCCAAAGGCAGCAACGCUGAAGCCAACAACAAGGAAAACAUCACCAACAUGUCCACUGAUACAGACACUCCGCCAGUACGGCCUCCUGGAGUCCAUCAUCUCUUGCCUGUUCCCAAGCGAUCUGCUCGCCCUCGCACUAUCGUGCAAGACUACGUACAACGCAAUAUUUCCUCAUCCUGGAAGCUUCGACAACUUGCUCAGCAGAAUGCCUUGCUGCGGCAACGGCAUCGCGGUCCGGCAACGUAUGCACCAUAAAUCGACCUUCUUCUACGCUUACCAAUGUACCGAAUUUGCGCAAUGUCGCACCGCUUCUGGCCGCCAAAACAUCGAAUCACACCCCUGCAUCAGCUGCAGAGUUACCACUUGCGACGAAUGUCGCAUCCAUUGCGUCUACCAAUCUAUCUACGAGACGCCUACCAACCCUGAAGACCUUCCUAACUUCUCUGGCUUUGUGUUGUUGGACCCGUUCGAAGUCGCCAUCCUCAGUCCGCACCACCUCCCUUCCAAAUUGCUUCUCAGUGAAGCUGCUCACCUGCCUCCGUGGCGAGAUAGAGCAACAAAUGCCGCAGCAGGGCCAUACCACGACCAAGGUUUCCUCGACAUGCCUCUAGAGUUCGAUCAGCCUGGCACACCAGAGAAGAUCAGCGAUGUACUCGAUGUGGAUCUUGGGCUCAACUCGCUGACAAAAUGGUCCGGGAACUCGCAAUUUGGUUUCCCGUCACCAGUUCUCCGCUCACUGUGCGCUUUAGCCGAGAAGCGAAAACUAUCUCUAUGCGAGUACUGCUUCGCAGAGGCGCUGAAAGGCUACACAGCUCUUAGCCCCAAAUUACCAAAACUGUCUUGGCUCAGCCACCAGGUCGACCCCCAUGGCAAAGUCUUGAAUGAUUGUCACUGCUCGCUACGCAGCCGUGUCUUGGACCGAUGGCAGUGCGUGAACUGCUAUGAAAGCGAAGAGUCGACCAUUGAAGGUAUCCACAGUAUAGCGUCGAGGCCAGAUUCAUGGCAGUGUCGAUGUGGUCUGAAUGUGAAAAGGACGGUGUGUAUGUGGUGCUGGGGUGAGAUUGUCGAGGGAAGGGACGAGCAUGAGCGAGUAUACCCAAGAGAAUACGCACGUAUCAGGGCAGAACGUGGGGACUCAUCUGAAGAGGAGUAGGCGCUGAAGCGGAACGGCCAGACUCCCAAUAGUGAGGAGCAUCAAGUAUGCUACCAGGGCAGAGGAGAGGGUGUACGUAGGCGGCAAUACCCCGGUCGGUGCUCUGUACAACGUGAGUGUAAGACUCAGCUCAUUGCUAUGUAAACAUCACAUGUAUUAGUCCUAGUGACAACGUCUUGAGCGGCUUCCGAUUCGGAUUUAUUACAGUUCCUCAGCUGUGAACCAUGUGGCUAUAUCCUGAUCCCAUCGAGCGGAUACCGACUGGUCGCAGCGAGGAGCAAGGCUUACGCGUCCGAAACACGACCCUGGAGGAAAGCGGCGUACUCAAAUGCGCUGGUACUUUGACAGCAGCUCUCCAGUGCACCACCUACAUAUCCUGGUUUCUGUCUUCG